Molecule: messenger RNA, 495 nt
Organism: Penicillium daleae
Lineage: Eukaryota; Fungi; Ascomycota; Eurotiomycetes; Eurotiales; Aspergillaceae
Exons: 2
Source: RefSeq, a predicted model, not a curated record
AUGGACUGGGACCAUCUUGCUGAGAGGGAUAACCAACAGUACUUCGCAGCUUGGCUUCAACUCCUGAGCCAGCAAUCCCCUGGCCUGCCGUUGAGACUCGCAAGCGAGCACUAUCGAAGAGCACGCGCAACAGAGGUGUCGUCAUUUACAACCGGGUCUUACAAUAUCUGCUGCACUGUUGCGUUCGAAGAUGGAUUUCGUGUUGUGACGACCAAGUAUGAAAAAAACGCUAUAGAAGACUCUCAACGACUAUCGGAUCGAAUGGCACAGUCCAUGAAAAAUGAGCUCUUUUGGUUCUGCCUUGCUGCAAGGAAGAGUUUCAUGUUUGAUGAUAUUUACUGUACAUUCCUUGACCGUAAAUACUUCGGUCGGGAGUCUCUUGAGAAUGGAGUUUCUCUUUUGCCGCAGGAGGAGUUGGAUGAACUAGAGGGAUUUGUCAGGGUGAAGAUGCAGCAAGCCGGUAAAAGUCGCUUGGACGAGCAUCUGUCCUAUGAU